AUGAACAUCUGCCGCAUUCUGGUUAGGGCUUCCGGCUCUCAUCAUCUCUGGAAGAGAGCCUAUACAACGGUCGGUUCUCCGGCUCCGAUGACGGCGAAUAAGAUGUUCGACGGCAUAAAGAAUCUCACUGCUGGUUCUUACUUAGACCUCAUUAGUAGGGACCAACGGAACAAUGGUUACUAUUUGAGUGAGGCGGAUCUCGUCGGCUGCGCAAACUUGCUUUGCAACGACGGGAAAGAUGAGAUAGCCCUCGAGAUUAGAGGACAUGUAGCUGCUAACGACUUGUUCCAGAGAGUAGAACCAAACUUCGAGAAGAUGAACCCUGGUGAUUUGAAGAACUGGCCUGCUAACAGGAAGCUCUUGGAGUUGAUGAAGCAGAAGAGCAUGGAAAACUUUUGUGCAAGACUUCAAUUCCAUACAAUGAUGUUGGAAAAAGCUAGUCCAAUAACACUUGCAUACCCUAAAGAGAACUUGGAAGACGAUGAUCUAAAGACAAGGACACUUGAACAUAUGGAAUCUGAAGAGAACUUGGAAAAAGAUGGUCCAGUCCCGUAG
Molecule: messenger RNA, 555 nt
Organism: Arabis nemorensis
Lineage: Eukaryota; Viridiplantae; Streptophyta; Magnoliopsida; Brassicales; Brassicaceae
Source: the annotation of a GenBank genome assembly